Messenger RNA from Olea europaea var. sylvestris, 976 nucleotides. RefSeq names its product dirigent protein 22-like. The transcript has a single exon. Lineage: Eukaryota; Viridiplantae; Streptophyta; Magnoliopsida; Lamiales; Oleaceae. Bases 96 to 668 code for a protein of 190 amino acids. The record is from RefSeq and is a predicted model, not a curated record.
UUCCUUGCAUAUAUAAUAGGACCUUCAAGCUAAUUAAUGCCAUCCUUAUCAUCUACUGAAAUCCCUCUCUACACAACCAACCUUUAAUUUCCACCAUGGCCAUUGCAGUCCUAAAACUCAUUUUCUCCAUUUUAUUUCUCUCAAGCUUCAUAAUCCCGGGAUAUAAUUGUCAAGAAUUUUCAAGAAAAUCAUCAAAGAAAGAGUUUGGCCUCAAAAGAGAAAAACUAAGCCACCUUCACUUCUACUUCCAUGACAUACUCAGCGGUCGAAAUCCCACCGCCGUCCAAGUGGCUUCAGCCGCCAUGACGAACACCUCUUCCACCUUGUUCGGGGCGGUGAUAAUGAUUGACGAUCCUUUGACAGUUGGCCCAAGCAUGACCUCCAAACUUGUUGGAAGGGCACAAGGCAUUUAUGCAUCGGUAGAUUUGGAUGAAGUAGGGCUUUUGAUGGUUUUGAACUUCGCUUUUGUUGAAGGCAAGUACAAUGGUAGUACCCUCAGUGUGUUGGGGAGGAACAACGUGCUCUCCGCCGUGAGGGAGAUGCCGAUUGUCGGCGGAAGUGGGCUUUUCCGAUAUGCUCGUGGCUACGCUCAGGCAAAGACUCACCAAUUUAAUUUACAAACCGGGGAUGCCAUUGUAGAGUACAAUGUCUAUGUCUUCCAUUACUGACCUACUCCUAGGUACAGCUACCGUCCCCAAUCUUUGGUAUAAAUUUUGGAAGGAAUAAUCCAUUUCUACCCAAUGUGUGAGUGAGGGGGUCGGGCCUCGCACAUUUAUUGGUGUGGGCCUCGAUCCUCAUGUGAGUAGCAGGCAACGGUGGCAACCUGUCAAACUCCGGGUAUCUAUAACAAAAUUCAUUUUGAAAUGUCACAUAAUGUCAUUUUUCUUCUUCUUGGAUUGUUGUUUCAAUUGAUAUUUUCAUAGUAUUUAAUGACGUUUUCAAGAUUUUAAUAAGAUCUUGAUUGUUUUUAGGAUUA